CGUGAAACAACAUACUUCAUAAUACUGCAAUAGCACGCAGGCCACCACGCAAGCAGCCCCAUUCGCGUUGAGCACAAGGGUUUGCCUGCUUACGUUACAGGCUUCUGCCUUGCUGUUCCUGACUUAGCUAGGCCAAGAACCGUUUCGGUAUCAAAAUUACACAGUAGGAGUAUGAAGCACACGGUGCACAACAAACCAGCAUGCCUAACAUCUGGGCCAACACGCGCCCCUCGUUGCAUGCCUACCAGUCGGACACGGGUAGCAUCAACGCACACGUCCGCUCCUGUCUCGCCAGGAGUGCUAUCGCAGGAGCAGGUCGAGCGGUUCCAUAAAGAUGGUUUUCUUGUACUGGAGCGGUUCGCUAGCCCUGCGGAUUGCGCUCGGCUACGGAAGCGGAUGGAGGCACUCCUUCAUGAGUUCGACCCAAAGACCAUUUCUAUCUUUUCCACCAGGAAUCAGACAAAGAAGACCGACAACUAUUUUCUACGGAGCGCGAGCGACAUCGGCUUCUUCUUUGAGGACAAAGCUUUUGACGAAACAGGCGGGCUGCGGCAACCCAAGGAGCUCAGCAUAAACAAAGUCGGGCACGCCCUUCACGACCUGGAUCCGGUCUUCCGCGAGUUCUCCCGCUCGCCCGCGGUCUGCAACGUGCUGCGCAGCCUGGGAUACAAGCGGCCGCUUCCCGUGCAGUCCAUGUACAUCUUCAAGCAGCCCUCCAUCGGCGGCGAGGUGAUUCCGCACCAGGACUCCUCCUUCAUCCACACCUCCCCGCUCAGCUGCGUGGGCCUGUGGUGGGCGCUGGAGGACGCCACAAAGGACAACGGCUGCCUGUGGGCCAUCCCAGGCAUCCACAAGGAGGGCCUCAAGCGGCGCUUCCUGCUGGGACCCGACGACAGCGUCUCCUUCGACGCGCCGCAGCCGGCCUACGACAUGGGCGCGUUCGUGCCGCUGGAGUGUCCCGCGGGUACGCUGGUGCUGCUGCAGGGUGAGAACGUGCACUACUCGGCGGAGAACACCAGCCCCGUGUCACGGCACUCGUACGCCAUGCACCUGGUGGAGGGGGCGGAGGGCGUGCAGUGGUCGCCGGACAACUGGUUGCAGCGCGAGCCUAGCUACCCCUUCCAGCCCCUCUACGGGUGAGGCGGGUGAGGAGCUGGAUGGCGACAUAGGAUAGCGGACCUGUGUAUUACCGAACUUGGGAAAGCGCGGCUGCCUGCGAAGAAUGAACAUGUGUGUUUGAGCUGUGUAAGGAUGACCAUGUCGCCGCGUGGAAUGCCCGAGUGUGGGCGGCGGCCAAGAUAGGUCCACAUUUUUUAGCACAGGGCUGGCUGUGCCUUGCCUGGCGGCAUGGAUUGGAUGUGUGGAGUGUUUGAACGCCCCACUUGCAGACUGGCUAGGAGGCUAGGAUUAUACUGGAGAACACUGGCUAGUCGAGUAUGUGCCGUACUAGUAACCACGUGCGUUACAUGUGACUAAUGAAGAGUCCUUGUCGCCCUUACCCGCGAAGUGACUGCAAGGUACUUUUGCAGAGAUGCCACGCUUGCAAGAGGGAGAUGUUGUGUACCUAAGCGGACGCGUGAUGGACGGAAGCAAUAUAGGAUGUACAGGUCCCGCUUGUACGGGCGUAAAACUACGGCAGAUAAUUGUUGUUGGCGACUGUUAUCAUAGAGGCUAUAGUUUUUAAUCACAUUGACAUCUUGGGCGCCAUUGCGAUUGUAGUGAACGGUUUGGAAGUGGCUGCAUAUAUAGUCAAAGAAAGUUGAGCAUAACCCUGAUUGUAAUUAUGCAUGUUGAAUUCGUAUAAGCUGCUUGUGUUUGCGCUUUACGGCAGCUAUUGUGGCUAUGGCGGCUUGCGACAAUUCAGCAAGCAAUGUGGAUGGGCAAGCAGCCAGCCGGCGAGAGGAGUGCCGACGCUGUCUGCGUCCACGGCGCGUCUGUGUAUGCGAGGCCCUGCCCACUUCCCCACUGCGGCUGCGAGGCCAAGUCCUGAUCCUCCAACACCCACACGAGCUGAAGAAGCGCUUGGCCACUGUGCCGCUGCUGCGGUGCUGCCUGGAUGAGGCUUCCCUGCACGUGGUUACGG
Molecule: messenger RNA, 2083 nt
Organism: Astrephomene gubernaculifera
Lineage: Eukaryota; Viridiplantae; Chlorophyta; Chlorophyceae; Chlamydomonadales; Astrephomenaceae
Source: the annotation of a GenBank genome assembly